GGGCUUAGACUCUCGUCGAGCCUGAAAGCCUCGCGAGGCUGGUGGGUCGGCUUUCUGCCUGAGAGCGUCUCCAAGGCCGGUCCGAGGGAUCCGCCACCCGGGCUAGGGGCGGGGCUGAGGAAUGGUGUCCGGAGCGGCUCGCCGGCUGGCCUUGGCCACCGUCCGGUCCGGGGCCCUCGGGAGCGGGCCGCACUUGCGGAAAGGUGGCGAUGUCUCUGCCGUGCGGGGCGCCUCAGGUCGGAGCCUGGUACCGUCGAGGUCAGUCAUCGUUACCCGCAGCGGCGCCAUUUUGCCCAAACCCGUGAAAAUGUCUUUCGGCCUUCUCCGUGUGUUUUCCAUUGUGAUCCCCUUCCUCUAUGUUGGGACGCUCAUUAGUAAGAACUUUGCAGCUUUGCUUGAAGAGCACGACAUUUUUGUCCCAGAGGAUGAUGACGAUGAUGACUAACAGGGCAUGGAGGAAGUGCAGAAAGGAGAAAGCUCUAACUUAAUUAAGAAGUGGUGAUGCUCUCAGCCCCUCCUCCUUUUCUGUCAGCAGAAGGGCCCAGGGAAAGCCCCUUGGCCUUCAAACUCCACUGAAGCUUCCUGUAUGGUGGUGACCACAGCCCAGAUCCCCAAGCUCUGGGAAGUUCCCUGCAGAUGCUGUCUACUGAGCACUAGGAAAACAAGCAAUCAAAUUAUGAUUAAAAAUAAUAAAAACCAGCCCUGUAUGACUGAAUGGCAGGUGCUAGAGUAUUUCUGUGGCUGAAGUUCCUAAAAAUGCAGUUUCUUGUCUGCUGGACUUUUUCUGUUAGCUGAACAUAUAGGCCACUGAUCUGCAACCCAGGAUCUCCAAGUCCUGGUAGAACCACAAAGGUAAUUAUGCGAGCCAGGGACCUAGUUUUAGUAUUUACAGAAGACCAACAGAAACUGUCUAUUUUCCCUCAAUAAAGCUGCACAGGAUAACUAAAGCCUGAAGCUUUUUGUGCAUUUAGUAACACUUUGUAGUUAAUACAUGCCAAGCAUAAGGAGCUUUGUUAAAUUAAAAACAAUUUAAGAAA
Choloepus didactylus (southern two-toed sloth) is the source of this 1037-nucleotide messenger RNA. RefSeq names its product single-pass membrane protein with aspartate rich tail 1 (gene SMDT1). Lineage: Eukaryota; Metazoa; Chordata; Mammalia; Pilosa; Megalonychidae. The coding region runs from base 122 to 445 and encodes 107 amino acids. Gene Ontology annotation, cellular component: uniplex complex; mitochondrial inner membrane. The transcript is spliced from 3 exons. Gene Ontology annotation, biological process: calcium import into the mitochondrion; mitochondrial calcium ion homeostasis. The record is from RefSeq and is a predicted model, not a curated record.